This is a messenger RNA of Rotaria sp. Silwood1, 854 nucleotides long. The record is from the annotation of a GenBank genome assembly. Lineage: Eukaryota; Metazoa; Rotifera; Eurotatoria; Philodinida; Philodinidae.
AUGACAUCAAUAUCUAUUCAAUUUCAACUCAAUGAUCAACAGCCAGUUGUAGCCAACUUACCCACACAAUUUACUCUAGACGAUUUUAAGAGAGUGGCUGAUAGUAUUUAUAAUAAUACAAGUUUUCUUUAUUCGUUUGUAUGUCAUGGAAAAGAAUUUGAUUUAAAUAACGAAGACGAAUUCAAUAAAUAUAAAGCAUUAAUCACCUCUGGAACAACAAUUUUUACAAUAGAACAUCCGAAAGCAUGUUUUUUACCAGAUACACUCGUUCAGCGUGUUGAUCGAAGUGAAAUACGUAUUAGUGAUGUUCAAUUAGGUGAUGUUUUACUAGCUUUUACUACUUUUGGUGAGAUUGUUACAACAGUUGUUGAAGACUUGUUUAAGCAUGAAGUCGAUGAAUAUAUGGAAGUACAAAUAGGAGAAAACCGACUGUAUGUAACACGCGAACAUCCAUUUUUUGUUGGAAAUGGUAAUUUUUGUUUGCUUGAAAAAUUACGUGUCUCUGAUUGUGUCUAUAGUUUGAUUGAUGAUAAACUUCAAUCAACAACAAUCACAAGUAUAAAGACUAUUAAGGCGCCGGCAACAUAUGUCUAUAAUCUACAGACUGCUCAGCCACAUACAUACUUUGCUAAUCAAAUUGCUGUUCAUAACAAGCUUGGUAAAACCUUUGUAGACUUAAGUAAGGAUAAUGGUCUUAAGCGAUAUGAAUGGGGUUCCAGUGGGCCUAAUUGGUAUAUUGCGCGACCUGGAAUCUGUAUUGAAGGCAAAUGUCUUAAUGAACAUUGUGCAGCAAAUAGACAACUAGUGAUUAUGAAUAUUGGAAUAAAAGACUUUGAUUUUCUCAAUGAAAGUUA